AAAUAAAGAUUUGCAUAUUAUCACAGUCCGGUAACACCACUGCUGGAGAAGUGAAAAAAUUCUUCAAUUCCAGACAAUUAAUGCAAAAUUUGAAGAAAAACUGAGCAAAAAUACUUUCCAGGGAUGGAAAAGCGUAAUUUCAGUUAAUUAACAAUGUAAAAUAUUUGCAGAGAAGAAUUUGAAUUGUUCAAGCCGAAUAUUUUCCUAAUAAUGUGUUUGAUGUGUUGGCGUAGUCUGUCCCGAAAAUUGUUGCUAUCUUCAUAGCUGCUGAGAGCAAAAUAUUCACAUAUAGCAUAUUAGUGAAAAAUUGAUAUUUGGAAAUACAAAUUUUUUUAAUAAACACAUAAAAAGGAGGAGUAACAAAAAUGUAUUCCGAAUGGGUAUCGCUCUCCUCACAAAUAUCGGCCGACAGUUGUGCAGCACAGUCGUGCAGCGUACUCAACAAAUUUCCAGCCUCCGCGGGCCGAGAAGUCACCGUUUCUGUUGUACGUCAGUUAGCAAGUAAUUUGGGUAUUACACAAAAUGCCGAACCCAGUCAUCUAGUGCGGGACGAAGAGGUCAAUUGGUGCAUGGAUGUCAUCUGCUUUGGCUUGUCACUGCCGUUACAGGAGCACGAGACCAUUAAGGAUUGUGUGAACGUGUAUUGCGAAUGGUUGACGGCCUUGCAUCCACAGCCACGCAUUAGCGUACCAAAGCCGAUUUGCGAAGAUGCGAAUAUGUAUUGUCGAAAAAUCGUUAGCCACUUUCACAAUUUGUUUGUGCCGCGUCAGGGAGAGAUCUUGCCAUAUAUAUAUCAAAGCUCGCUUGGCGCCGACACCAUCAAUCGUCAAGCAGUGCUGUGCCACCGUGUGCUGCGUACACUGCAACAAACAGCACAAAUCUCACAAACGAUGGAUCGCAAAACUUGGGAAGCGUUACUGCUCUUCUUACUCGCCAUCAAUGAAGUUUUGUUGGCGCCACCAACAGUCAAGGAUGAUGUUGGCGAUCAACUGUGUGAGCGUGUGUUAUCCGUGCUUUUCGAAGUGUGGCUGCUAGCCUGUCUACGUUGUUUCCCUUCGCCUUCUUUGUGGAAGACACUACAAGAAUCGUGUGCUAUGUGGCGCCACCGUAUGGCAUUAAUAGACCAGUGGAAUCGCGUCAACUUAGCUCUGACGGCACGUUUGCUCGAAUUUACAUAUGGCUCCGCCUUUCCAGAGUUGAAAAUUUCUGAUGAAGAUGCUCAGCUAAUACCUGCAGAUAUGACUAACGAUUGUGUGGCACAGACUUGGUAUCGCUUUUUGCGCACAAUUGGCAAUCCCACAGCGCUGUGUUCGCCGCAUAUAAUCAGCAAAUCGUCGCAUUUUAUGCAAUGGGCACUAACGCAUGAUAAGGGUGCGGAAACUUAUCAACAUCCAUGCUUACAAGCACUGCCACACAUAUUUCUGAAAGCGAUCAAAGGCAUUUCGAGUCAAGUCGACGCAUUUCUCGGCAUUUAUCGGCCACCUCCGCAUCAGGCAGAAGAUGCAAUUACAAAUUUACUUGAUAUCCGCCUAUCACUUAACGAGGCGACUGCCUCAUCGGUCACCACGGGCAUACAUAAUUUCUUCCAUCACGGCAGCAAUAGCGCACUCAAUUCAGGCGGUGGCACAACUGUCGUUACAAGCGCAAUCAACAACAAUGCACAUCAACAGCAGCACCAUCACCAUCAUCACUAUCAUCCACAUUUGCAUUUGCAUGGUGCUGGCCAAUUUUUGCGCGAAAACUUCAUUAGUGGCUCCGCCAGCUCAGCACUAAACGCCAUCAUGGGUCAUCACGGUAGCGCGUCGACGCCAGCGACUGCUGGUAUUCUUGUAGCCGGUGGCGGUCAUGCAUCGGGUAACACCAGCGGCAGUGGCAGUCAAUCUGCAGGUGUUAUCGGCUCAAUUUCUUUCGGUGCACCGUUGAGUGCCAUGACAACGGCUACAUCUGCCUCAGCAUCGGCUGUGGAUGGGAAUCAACCGAUGACGCAGCCAACACAGCUGCCAUACUCACCUACACCACCAUUGCAGCGACGUUUGGCGAAGAGUUUCAGCGUAGCACCUGCGCUCGGCUCCAGCAACAGCAGCAGCACACCACAACAAAAGGGCUUGAGCAAAGCCGCGCUUAUCGGCAUAACUGGUGCACGUUUAUCCACAACGCAAGCUCCACUCACUCCCACUUCAGGUCCGCCAUCCUCUAACAGCUUAACAUCUCUACCGUCGCUCGGAUUCGAACAACGCCCACCUUUGGCUGUAGCUCGGCCCAAGUGUAACAGCGUUUUGCAUUUAUUCGGCGAGUGGCUAUUCGAGGCGGCACACAUUGGUGGCGAUGCAUGGCUUUUGAACACAAAAAAACAAGCCACUGAGGCAAGCAAACGCCCGUCGUCGAUGAUCAUGGAGAAUCGUAAGGGCAGCAUUUCCCUCUCGCAACCCAAUUCGUUGAACGAUCCGAACAGCCUGCCGCCUUCACUAACCAUCGAUAAGUACGAGUCGGGUCGCGCUGAGGCCAUCGGCACGCUGUGCAAGAUUUUUUGCGCUAAAAAAACGGGUGAGGAAAUUCUUCCCGUAUAUUUGGCGCGUUUCUACAUGGCGCUGCAGCAAUGCCUCAAGAUCACCGAAUCCAAGGAGUGCGAUGAAACAUUGGCGAGUAUUUUGUUAAACUCAUCCGAUCUAUUUCGUCUCGAUUUGAAUGGCGUGCAAGUACUACUGCCCGGCUUCAUAAGCGCGCUGGAGAUUGUGCUGCCCGAUAAGGAUCUGAAGAUAAAAACACAGGCAAUGCUGUUUAAUAAAACCGAACUGCGUCGUGCGUCGAUCAAUAUUUUGCUAUCGAUUCUCACAUUACCAUUGCAUUUCCAAACGCUGCCCAUACGCGAUCUCACCAAUGAGUCUACAGAGCGCAUCAUUACUUUUAUACAACUCAAACCGCGCUUAAUAAAUAUACUAAUGAAUGCCUUGCAAGUGGAAACAGAUGCACAGAAUACGCACAUGCUGCUCGGGGGCCUGUUGUUGACAGUGCAGGAUGCGGUUACGUUUGAGGAAACCGAAUUGGUGGGAACUGAGCAUUUGCACGCUGCAUCGCCGACGCCAGGCGACACGAAUUUGCUGAGUUCGGCUUGCUCUGAACGUUCCGCAUCCAUAGCCAGUGCGGGCAAUUCUAGCUUAGGUGGUCAUAGCACUGCGACCAUUGGCGCUACGGGCGUUGCUGCUGGCACAAGCACUACAUUUGCGGCCACUGGCAGUGCUGCAGCAGCCGGAGGUGGGUACGUUGGACGUGAUAACUCAUCACAACAUGAUUUCCCCAGCCUUACCAUAUCUGACGAUUUCCCCAUGGAGUUGCUACAUGAAUUUGAGAGUGCUUCAGUUUAUGAUAAUGCGCAUGCCUUAUUCGUGCGCGCCACCUAUUUGGUUUGCCAUCGCUUGAUUUCAUCAUGGAAAACCGAUUUGAAUGUUUCGCUGGCCGCUUUGGAAUUGCUCUCCGGCUUGGCGCGUCUACAUAUACGCGAUUCAGCCAGGAAAUUUACAACCGAUUCCUUAGUUAAAAUUGAAGAACCAAGUCAAAAUUUAACUAUAAUAUCCACAGACGCGUUAGAAUGUAAGCGAGCGGUGAAAUGGAUCUGCGAUUAUAUUUGUUAUCAGUGCUCGCGCCCACCACCAGCCCAUAGCAAAGAUUUGCACAGCACCAUCGUGGCGGCCUUCCAAUGCACCUCGGCCUGGCUGAUGCAGCAUCCGUAUUUGUUACAGGACAAGGAUUGUCUGCAAACUGUUUUGGAAGUGGUCGAAUUGGGCAUUUCGGGUACGAAAAGUGUUGGCAAAACCGGCGAUAUACCGAAAUUCAAAGACGAGAAGGAACUGAAACCCGCGUCGAUGCGCGUGCGCGAUGCUGCUGAAAAUCUACUCACAAUCAUACUAGAGCAAGUCGGCUAUUUUCCCAGCGAAUGCGGUCCAGAAUCGAUAUCCUCGCUGCUGGAUGAGGUGGCUUUGAUGAAGCAUUGCAAUUCAAUGCCCGAUGGUACGGGUAGCGGUGGUGCUGCGUCCAUAACAACGGAGCAGGCCAUAGCGAAGUUCAAGUAUUUUGUCACUGAGAAUUCGACAAUAUUGGCGCUUUUGGAGGAACCACUAGGCAAUGCAGAGGAUCCACAACCAACUGUGACAUUGCUAAUACGCGGUCCCUUUGGACGCCACGCUUGGACCAUGCAAUUGCGUCAUUUGCCCCGCAGCAAAUCGGGCACUAAAUAUCAUGCUGUCAAUCCGGGUCGACCCAUACCGAUGAACGAUACACCGCAGCGCAUAGAAUUCGAUCAGAAAUUCUUUCCGGAUGGUGUCGACAAGGUGACACCCUGUGUUGCGGAUUACUCUAUACCAACGCUGGAGCAAAUUCGUGAGCAAUAUGGCACAGAGAACAUACGCCAACUUGAGACUAUGAUUGAGAAUCAGAGCAUUGAUGAGAAGCUGGCCUGGGCGGCUACCGAUAAUAGCGCGGAUAGUUUGUCGCAUGCACAGGAAAGUGUGCCACCAUCGGUGUGUCAUGAAUUCCAGGCGGCACGCCUUUUUCUCUCACAUUUCGGUUUUCUCACAUUCGAAGAACGUAAUCCGAAUAAUCCGUCUGAGUCGUUGGGGGCUCCUGCACAGCGUCCGCUCAUCGUACUCGAUACGAAGCGACAUCAAUUCGCACAUGAACUGGGUAUGUUGGAUAAGCUGAGUGCGCGCACCUACGACACGGUGCAUGUGUUCUAUGUGAAAUCGGGACAAACAAUGGCGCAAGAGAUCAUUGGGAAUAUGAAUGACGAGCAUGUGCGUACGCUAGAUGGGCAUUUCGGCAAUAUGCUGCUGACUUUAGGCUGGCCUGUAGACUUAGAAGAUCAUUCCGGCUGGACUGGUUUCAUAAGCACUUCAUGGUCGCUAAAAGGCUCCAAUCAACGCGAAGCCGAAAAGCAAACAAAUAAUCGCUUUGGGCCGUUCGCAUCGAGCAGCAAUGAUCUGCGUUUCAAUGGCGAAUCUAAAGUGCUCUAUUGGGCCGAUGUUAGCUCGGAAAUAGCAUUCGUAGUUCCAACUGAAUGGAACUUGCAUUGCGAAACCGAUGGCAGCUGCCUUUCGCUCUGCUCGUCGCAUUCCUCUGCCGAUAGUCUACAAUCAGCUGCAUCUGCUGGCAACGUAUGGACGCGCGCUUCGGAUUCGUCGAAUGCCGAGAAUGCCAAAACACAAAAAUCACGUAAUCUCUCCUUGGAAUUGGACACUAAGGGCGCAAGCGCAAAGGAUCCCAUACCGCCGACACGUCGUAAAACAAACGUAAUGAAGCCAGCGUUGCAAGCGCAACCGCCAGCGAAGAUCUUUCUUGUUUGGCUGGAGUCGUUCGAGGAUCAUUUGAAUUUCCCCAUAGACGAUUUACUAGCCUAUACACGCACGGGCGAGGAAACUCAAUCACUGCAAAUGCCGCGCGCCAGCGACUGUCAUGUUAUCUUUUUGCACGCAUUGCAGUCGGGGUUGCUGCGUGUGAAACUGCAGGGGCCUACGGGACGUAUGAGUUUCGCCACACCAUUGGUAGAUGGCAUGGUGUUGAGUCGGCGUGUGGUGGGCAACUUGGUGCGUCAAACUGCCCAUAAUAUGGCCAAGCGUCGACGCCUCGAUAAUGAUAACUUUCAACCGCCGCAUGUCCGUAGACGACUUAAAGUACAGGAUAUAGUGCAGAAAUACAAAAUGGAUUUGAGCGAACCGGAAUUGUUGGCGCAUCUUUUUAAAAGUGCAUUUUAAGCGCAUAGUAUUAUUAUAUACACUUUUAUUUCGUUAUACAACUAAUGAACUAUUUAAUUUAGUCACUAACCAAGUAAGUACUUGACGCAAGUACUUGAGCCAGUGCAAGGUGCAAGGGCGUUUUGAUUACAUAACAUAAUACCAUUAAGUAUUUAUCUCUAUGUAUUUAUGUAUUUUGAAGGAAAAUAUGUAAGCUAUUUAAUUGAACUCGUCCACGUUUAACAUUACAUCCAACUAAUGUAAAUGCAAUAAAAUUAACAAAUGUUUGCUCCACAUGCGACAAACACAACACAAACAAUCAACUCAGCUAAGGUUAGUAAGAACUUCUGCAAGCCAAGCACUUUAAUUAAACGACAGUAUACGAUUUCCUGCGCUGCCGCGCGCAAACACACCAUUUAUCACUUUGAUAAAUACGCGCUUCUGGCCACAUAAAUCCAAUGACACGUAUCUGCAAGCAACUAAGCAAGCAAAACUUUGGCGGGUAC
Molecule: messenger RNA, 6229 nt
Organism: Anastrepha ludens (Mexican fruit fly)
Lineage: Eukaryota; Metazoa; Arthropoda; Insecta; Diptera; Tephritidae
Product: ral GTPase-activating protein subunit beta
Exons: 18
Coding region: 366-5744 (1792 amino acids)
Biological process (GO): activation of GTPase activity; regulation of small GTPase mediated signal transduction
Molecular function (GO): GTPase activator activity
Source: RefSeq, a predicted model, not a curated record